AUGACGGAUCUAGUUGAACUUCGCUGUGCCGGAGGCACCUCUCUAUCUACCACCAAAAACACCCUUUCUCGAGUUGCUUAUUCUCGCUUAGCUACUGACCAGAGUGCCACUCAACACUCUGAUCCAAACAUUAUUCGAAUAUUACUAGAUGCCCUUAGAAGGCCCGACAUGCGGAUAGUUACUCCUGAACGCUUCUCAGAGUGGUCAACAUUGGCAAAAGAAGCAAAAAACCUUGGACUGCAGACAAUUGUUGACACUCUUACACCAAGUACUAUCGUCGUUGCAUGUCAUGCAGCGUUAUCAACUGGCCGUCUUAAUCCAGAAGUGACAUUUCGAAAGGUUUUACGGGUAGUUAUUUCGGGAAAAGCUAGCAUUUGUCGAUCAGUUUUCGGAGACAGCUUAAAUGAUUGCCGUGAUGGAGGAGGUACAGAUUUCGAAGAAGACAGAUAUACUUCGAGAUUAUUUUUAAAACAUAACAAUCUAGAGAAAGCAUUCGAUACUUUGGCCUCAAAGGGGUUUGUUCUCGUGCAUUCGAACACAUUUGCUCCUUCGUCUACUACUGUCAAUGCAGCGGAGGAUUCCCAAUUCAUACAUCACUCCCAAUACAUUUUUCAAAGAGAUUUCCAGGUUGGAUAUAUUAAGUCAAAGAAAAGCGCUGGGGUAGUAACUAUCUUGUGUACAAGAUAG
Auanema sp. JU1783 is the source of this 687-nucleotide messenger RNA. The record is from the annotation of a GenBank genome assembly. Lineage: Eukaryota; Metazoa; Nematoda; Chromadorea; Rhabditida; Rhabditidae.